UUAUUAAGCUGCUUAUAUUCAUUCAGUCUUACUUGCACGGAAGAAGCGAAACCUACUUGUUAGUUGCAUUCCUUCAGUGUCGUAAUCUCUGUUCAGUUGUUUGUAAACUCUGGAGCACACCACUUCCUCGUUUAAAUUUUCGAGGUGUCAUCAGUGAGGCCCCAGCAAUGGCAGCACCAUUGGUAGCGGCUGUUGUGCCUACAGGUGGCUGCUGCUUUUCCUACAAUGCCUUGCUGUGAACAACAGGAGCACCGAGUGUCCCUCCACCUAUGGCCUGCCCUGGUCGGUUGCCUUCUGCACAGUUCACCGCGUGACAUGGACCAACAGGCUUCCCCAGGAAGCCUCGACUUCCGCGACGUACCUGCUCGGGAGGACCACCAUCCCAGCAGCCAGGCCCAAGAGGGCAGUGUUGAACAGCCGCACCAUUCCAGUCACCCUGUCAUCUUUCAAGUUGACCUCCACCCAUCUUCGGGCCACCAAAACAUUGGAGUAUGGGAAGCAAGGGUGCCAGCAGCCCGGCCACCAUCCUCAAGCGUUGAAGAUUGUGGGGCUGCGGGAAGUGGUGCAGCUUCGACCUUGUCUGCAGACUGGCCGUCCAAAGAAGGUGCAGGGGCAUUGCCUCUGAGUGUCUACAUGGCUUGUUUGUCUCUAGACUCCUGCCAGGUGUCCAGUCAGCGCUGCCGUCUUGAAGCCACGUGCUGCUGCGAGCCGCAUGGUGCCACUGCAAAGUCAUCACCUUCUGAUGUGGGCAGCCGCCGAGCAUCCACGUCGGGUCGAACGGACGGUUCUGCGAGAACCUCCAGGUCACGCUGCUCCCUGAAUGAGCCUUCAAAUUACACGCUUGUCCUGAAGCCCAAAGCACUGAAGCCUUGUCCCGCGGGAGGGUCCGUCCACUCUGUGCAUUCUGCCCACUCUGCAUGUUCGGUUGGUGCCUCGUUUGAAAGGCCCGAAGUUGUCAGCCGUCCUGGGAGCACACCAUCGCAGGUACUUGGCUUGAGUGAAGAGGGCCGCGAACCGUUGCCGCAGAUGCCCUAUAGCAGCCCCAACAGUCCGAUUCCAUUCUCAGCAGCAUCAGGGGAUGCAGACAUGCAUGGGAGGAAGGAGGCAAAAACCUCGUCAACGUGUAGCAACUGCCGCAGAUCACGUUCCACCACUGUUGAGUCAAAGAAACACCUCAGGAGCAAGAAGAGAAAAGAAAACUCUCGCACUGAGCGAUGUUGCUCGGAGGAAAUUGGUACGCAUGGCACUUGUGACUGCAUUGAAGACUUGUCUGGGCCCGUCGAAAAGGCCUCCUUGAGGCAAUCACUGGGCUCUUGCUUGGGUGCUAGAGGCCAGAGUGUGUCGCGGCCUGCCGAGAAGGCAUCGUCGAAGAGGCGCUUUUCAUUCACUCUGCCCAAUGCACUGCUGAAUGUUUUUCGCAAGGGAUCUAGCACCUCACCGUCUGUGCGAAACAGUUCAAGUCAGACAGACCCCUAUCCAGAGGAGGUGGUGCGGUGCAGCGAGAAGGCAACCAGUCCAUAUGCCGUGCGGGCAUUGCCUCCACUUCCAGGCAACGCUACCGUAACACUGUGUGACCAUUUUGGCGGGGCCGAUGCGGUCAGUUGCGCCUCGGAUGACUCAGACAGGAAGAGCCUCGACUAUGCAUCCAGCAUAGAGAAAGUUAAGGAUUGUGGCUGGUACUGGGGCCCCAUCAGUGGAGAGACGGCUGAACGGCUGCUCGCACAUGAACCAGAUGGUUCGUUCGUCGUGCGUGACAGCUCUGAUGAACACUACAUCUUCAGCUUGACUUUCAAACUCAACGGCUUUGUACGGCAUGUGCGCAUUGAGCAUGAUCAAGGCAACUUCAGCUUUGGCUGCCUGCAGAAAUUCCACAGCAACACCAUUGUAGACUUCAUCGAGAACGCAGUAGAGCACUCGCGCAGUGGCCGUUAUUUGUUCUUCCUUCACCGGCGUCCUGUGCUGGGUCCCAUGCGUGUCCAGCUCCUGCAUCCAGUGUCUCGUUUCAAGCAAGUCCAGUCACUCCAGCACCUCUGCCGGUUCUCCAUACUGAAGACUAUAAGGCGGGACUUUGUGGAUGCGCUUCCUCUGCCAGCACGUCUCAAGGCCUAUCUGAACACGCCGCACUACUACUCGGAAGAGCUGGCCGAAUCAGUUGCCCUCGGUGGUGGAGGCCUGGCCGUCCAAUCCCAGGAGCUGCAAAGUGGUCUGCAGGAGGGGCCUUUCAGUCCAAGUUGAUAGUACAUCUUGGAAAGGCUUUUGUUUUAUUUCAUCUUUCUCCCUCUCUUCUGGACGAGAAUGUUUUGUUUGGCUGCAGCAUCUUCAUCAAAGGUGCUAUCAACAUGAAUUGAAAUUUGAGCUAGUCAGAGUGAAGUAGGGCAGAUUUUUGCACUUCGUCACUCACCAGUGCCUGCAGCAUUGGCAUGAUUCAAUUUGAGACCCUGAGUCACAGGGCCACAGCACAUUGUACGACUGCUUAGGCACUGAUGCCUCGCCGCACUUUCAAAAUAUCAUGUACAAGGCUAUUCUGUCUUUUCGCUUUCGUGUGUGUUUCACUUUAUGCUUAUUAAUGCAUUGCCACCGGGGCAUGAGUGAAGAAGAAAGCAAUUUUUUGAGCACUGGUGUGUCUCGAUGUUGGCUGGAUGUCACUGGGAAAGGUUGUCAUUUCAAUGUUGUACCCCCAAAUGUUACCAAGGGUCCCUGCGCUGCAUGUCCAGGACACCAGAAUUGCUAAUGCGUGACUGGAUUAGUGGCAGCAUACCAUAGUGAAUGUGAAAUGUGGGCGUGUUUUGACUACUGCUUUAUGGGUGUCCUCUCAUCAGCUGUCUCUGGCUGCAUUGUUCUGCCUUGCGAAGCCAGAAAGAUUGAAGUAACUGAAAGCCUUGCUUGAAUUUAGUGGCUUUGAAAUGCAUUGAGGAUAUAGCAGGCCAGGCAAAAUUCUGGAAUUUGUUUGGAUUAAUCUGAAAUUUUAAGUUACUUCAGUGUUAUUAUCGCAAGAAAACUUGGGUUUUUGCACGAGUGUUUAGAGGAGAUCGUGGGAACUGGGCAAAGGAGUUUUUUUGUUGUUUUUUUUUCUUUGUUGGAAUGUAGAGGAUAGAGCCAGCUUUUGAAGGCCACCAAAUACAGCAUUACUGAAUAGACUGGUUGUCAGUGGAUGCUGCAGGUUAUUGUAUGUAUGUAAAAAGAAUGGUGUCAUUUCUUAAGCGUUUCCCGAAAGGGAAUUACAAGCCUUGCGUUUUUUCCCACCAAAGAAAGAAGUAAUGUGUGGCUUCAUUGUCAGAUGCACAUUUUCCGUCAUUGCUGCAUCUACGACAGUAUUAAUACCUGCACUCUGCUGCUUGCUUAGUCUUUGCAAGCAGAAGCAUAGAACCAAAGUUGCUAUAACUCUGUGUCCAUGCACAGGGACAAUGUCUUUUUGUGACUUCCACAUAAGAAUGCACUUUUGUGACAUAUGAGACCAUCAUUUGUGUGUAGUGUCACUGUGUCCAUACCUUAUUUCCUAAUAAGUAAAACCUUGCACAUAGUGCUGUAAGGUUAAUGCAGACCAUGGAAUCGCGUGCUACCCCCAUGCACAGCAAACAUAUCCAGGUGCUCAUGCUUUACCCUGUCUACUGCUCACAAACACAGUGCAUGUAACUUGUGUGAUUACUUGGACGAGACAACAGCAAGAAAAUUAUGUUUGUACUAUGUUUGCUUUCAGUGAAGCAUUAAAGGGGCACUGAAGAGAAAAUUAAGUUGAGCUGUAUUAGUAAGUUAGUCUUCUGCAAUACAAAAAAAAAGCCACUCUUACUGUUAGAAGCUUGGCAAGCCCGAAAAAACAAAAAGCAGGUGGGGACACGCUGUCUUCAAGAUUUAGCAACAGCUUGUUGCGACGUCAUAGAUUUUCAUGGUGUCUGCACGAGCCUAGUUAAUUUUUUAUCGGUAAAUUUGGACCACAUUGUGUUCUAAAAAAAGCUAUAGACUGAACUUGGCAAUAAAAAUGUUCUACUGAGCUGCAACGGCCCAUAUACGAAAAAUAUUUGGAAACCUGCGAUGUUACAGUGAUGUACCAGCGCUAGGGUUGUGGUGUGAAAUUUUCAAAAUUGAGCUUUUGACCUUCAUUUUCUCUACUAAUGUAUUCAACCUAUUGCCAUGGAAUUGACAAAAACUAUACUUUACUUUAUUAGUCUAAACUGAUUCAGUGUCUCUCUUUAGAGUCCCUAUGAGGCUGUCAGGGUCUUGGAAACGGCACAGCCUUUGAGACAGCUUUGAUGUGUGCAUUCGGAAGCACCCUUGGUCUACUUUACUUGAGAUGUGUUGACGGCAACGUAUUAAUGUGGGGCUUGCAGUACCUCUCGCAUCUUGUGCUGAUAGUGACUGGUGUUAUUGAUGGAGACUACAAACUAUGUUGCUCCACGCGAAUGCCAUCUGGAUGCAGUAGAAACGCUCAGCAUCACUGGUGUUGCAUCGUUGCAGCAAUCAUAAUGCGGCAAUUCUACAGCAUGCACAAGCUGCUAUGUGAAGCGUACCGUUAUAGACACUUGAAAUGCAUAGAAGUUAGGGCUAACUUGUGACACCUUUCUUCAUUUCAUCCUUUCAUAUUUUGUGUCAUGUCUGCAUAAUUCCACCUUGUUUACUUAAUUUGGAACCUACUUAACAUUUGGCAGCCUGGUAUGUAGUGUGAAAUGACAUUGUUGGCUUGUUACCGUAUUUACCUGGUUCUAACGCACACCGAUUUCUUGAGGGUAUGAAGUAAAACGGUAAUAUGCACCGAAAUAAUCUAACUUGCAGCCGACUUUAUAGGGAAAAAAAUGUAGCAUGCCUUUUGAGUUUCACAGUCGAGAAAAGAAAACCUACAGAAUUUACUUUCACAAAGUAAAUUGUCAUCACAAGAAUUUAUUGUCAUCAUUGUUUAGCAGCUUUUUAUCAUUGUCAAUGGACCGCAACAUGUCGUCCUCUGUGUGGUCUGUUGCAUUGGAUAUUUCGCAUUUAUUGAACAACACUGCAACCUCCAAUGCUAUGAUGGCCCAUGCCUCAACUAACAACUUAGCUUGUUCGUACUCUGAUGCACACAAGUCUCUGCAAUGACAAAAACAUUUCAUGUGAAUCUGCUGCUACUUGUUUAGCGUCUUUUGAAUUAAUUUUUGCAACGGUGCAUCGUUGCCAACCUACAUGAGAAUUUGUUCUCUUGAGAUUUUGUGAUUUUAGUGGUGAAGACACUUGCUCUGACCGUAGGCCAUUGCCAACAUUUCAGUUUUGUAUUGGAUUGUAAUGCGCAGGCCCUUAUUGGGCCAAUUUUCUUAGAUAAAAGGCCCAUGUUAGAAUUGAGUAAAUACAUUAGUACAGUUGCAAGAGGAGGCUUCAUACUUUCUCACUUGUGUUUCAUUUGUUCACAGCAUAGUACAACAAACAGUGCCCAUGAUACAUUGAACUUCUUCACAGUGCAUGUUUAAUGAGCAGGAAAUGCAUAAGGUACUGCCAGCCACACAUUCACACCUUGUUAGCAUAUCUGGGGCCUUUACAUGACAAGUAUGUACCCGUUGUUCUCACGGGAGUAAUGUAAUUUUUUGAAUGAAGGUUGCUAACUGGGAAGUGUUUCUAAUGAGAAAGAGAAUGAAAAACAUGUAAGGACCUUAGUGCACAGAUCUACAUGCCCUCGCAAGCAGAAAUUGACUCGUGUUUGAGACCUUUGGCCAGCUCUAAUCUGCGUCAGCUAGGACUUCAUUGCAUACAUGCAUUGUUGAAUAUAUAGGUGUUGCACUGUGUGUUGGGCUUCAUUUUUAGCAGGUUUCUCUUGAUGUGACUUUAAUGAAACAUAGACAUAGCUUUGUCGCCAUAGGUGGUCAUGUUUGUACAGUUUCACUUUUUAUGACACUUUUGACAGGCUGUGCUUUGCACUGUAGAGCAUGUGAUUUUAGAUUCUUUAGUGGGAGCGUACGCUUCUGAAUAGAACAAUACUGGAGCCCUUGCCUAUUUUGUUGCAUCUCAGAAAGAGCACAUAGUGUUCGCUGGACUUUCUUUUUUGUUCAGAAAUGUGUUUUUUUUUUGUUUUCUGAGAGGCAAGGCACACAUUUGUUCCUUUAUGCUGAUGUUUCACUUCAUCGUACACAACCUGAUGGAUUUGUGCUUCUGUAUUCACGUUUCAGUUUGAAUGCUUUUUCAUAGCUGUAUGCUGUUCUCUGAGGAUAUUCAGGGGCUAGUUUGCAGUGGAAUGGCAUAUUUUUUGUGAGAGCGCUUGACGAAUGGGUUGUGGUAACUGGAAGUGAUGCAAAAAGGAAUGAAGUCACAAAAAAAAAAAAAGAAAUAAGGAGUUAAGAGGAUGCACACCAACGUAAACUGUUGAUAUCAUAUCCACCUACCUAUUCACUAAAAUGAUAGUGAUAUUAGUGUACCGAGGUGUUCCAAGUGUCACUUUUGCUAAGGAAGGUCCUGUGCCUUCAACUGACAGCCAGGAACCCAAGACGCAACAUGUUGUUAGCUCCAGGAUGAGAAUUACGUGGAUCAGCAUGCUAAUUUAUGAACCGGCUGAAAUAGAUAGUGAUUUGAAAAAUUGCUUAAGAUUUCAUAGAUGAAAGACUCCUAAAGGCAGCCUGUUUGGCACCAAUUACCCAAACGUAGCAACCCUGAACACAACCUCUUCAUCAAGUGCUCCUGAGGUCGAUGUGCGUGGCAUCGAUACUGUGGCCAAUCCUUCAAAGUUCUUUACUAUAUUGUAGUGCGUGUCCCUCAGUGUAGUACUAGGUCCCCUCAUGCCUCAUUGUUUAAUGGCUGAUUCUUUGAUGGCUAUGCUUUUUUUGUAUAGGAUUCCUGUUCUCUUGGUGGUUACUCUACCAGUAUCUUGCGUCUGUUUUGUAUAACACCUUGGCACAAUGUCCUGUUGAUGACAACUUUCUGAGACCGGAGAAGAAUUGGCUCAAGCUAAACUCAGUACAGCUGUACAGGGGUUCAGUCGUGUGUCUGCGGAUCUGCUAAUGGUAGCUUCACUUUCGAUCGAAUGUUGACACUCUUCUCUGAAAUGGUUGGCGUCAGGUUCUGUACAGCUGUUAGCAUUGAAAGUUGGGGCUACUCAAGACCUUAAAAACAGGAGAAAACUGGAGAUGUGAGGGGUAGUUUUAACACUUGACAAAAAAUAUGUUUUCAUUAGAAAUUUUGGGAAAGGAAGGUGGGCAGGUGGGGGGGGGGGGGGUGAAACUUAACCUUGUUAGGAAAAAUAAUGUGUUGAAAUGGCGAUCUUACAUAAAUCCUUGCGUUUGCAUCUCCUGAAGGCUCUAUUCUAAUGUAGAAUUGGUUCUAGCAUAUGUUACUUUUAUACUGUAGACAAGGAGCAUACGGCAAGGAAGAAUGGUUAAGGAGGCACUGGUUAGGGUUGCAUAGCCUUUUUUUUUUGUUUCUCAUGUGUUAAUCUAGAAACUUGGUGUUGCCACAGUCCAUGGAAGAGCACUUCUAAAAUUUUGCUUCAAUACUUGGGGAAUGUAGGAAAAGACAGGCUAUUUGAGAUCUGUAACUAACCAGUAUUCAUGAAUAAUCUCCUUAUUAAAUAACUACUACUUGACAUUUUGAUAACUUUAGUGCACAUAUUGUAAUUGCAGAUUGCAUGCAGCCAGUACUUAAGGCAUAUUAGUAGCAACCCUGACACCAGUGCAGUUUUGUCUAUUCCCAGAAUCAGCAAUGAAGUAUGCAUUGGUGUUUCAUACAGUUUUCUCCAGCAUUGCUUAAAGAAGGCUCACUUUAAAAAUGGUAACGCAUUUCGCUACAGUAACGCUACAGUAACGCAUUUCGCUACAGUUUGUGGAUGAAUGUCCCAAAUAGAGGCACUUACUUCAGCUAACUGCGCAAGCUUUGAGUACCGACUGGCAUUAUUUCAGCCCUUACAAUAUGUGUACUAAAGUUAUGCAUAUUUAGCAAGUUAAUUAGUGAACUUUUAGUCACUAAAUAGCCGCUAGAAGAUCCUUGUGUAAUUUAUAAUGAACAUCACUCCUAUAGAUUUUAACCAACAAGGGUUACGAUUUCUCCAUUUGUAUUUCCUUAUUUUUAAUAAUUGGAAACAGUUGUUGCUGAAACAGACAGUAAAUGCGUAACAUGCUCUUGGCCAGUGGGGCCAUUAUACUAUUGCUAAAGCACUGUGAGCAUCUUGUUUGCAAUUGUGCUAGGCUUAGUCCAAGUACUCUAUGCCAAUGGCAUAGUUAGAUAUUGCAAAACACUACAGAUACAUCAGUGUAGUGAUUUGUCUUCCACUAAAGGAGGUGUACUUUCAAGGUGUUUUCAGUUUGAACACUGUAGUAAGAAGUUCAGGCUAUUUGAAAUCUCACUUGUUGAAGCGCUAACGUUGGUAGUGGCACGGGUGCCUGCAGGUCAUACUGGUAAAAUUGUGACCGUUGCUGUCGGUGAUGCACUGCAGGGUCGGCUUUGGGAUUGAAUUCCAGCUAAUAUGUCCAUGUUAUGAUAGGGGCAGGACACAAACAGUGCGAGUGCAGUCAAUUAUAGGUUCAUAGUAACGAACAUCAAAAAUAAUUUGAAGCCCUUACUUUGAUGUCCUGUAUAGCCCUCACUACGGCUUUGAGAUGUAACCUAGUUAUGCUUCAAUGCGGGCCCCCACUCCUUGCCCUUGAAGUUAAUUGUUUCAAUGCAGGCCACUAAAGGUAGUGUUUGCUUUUCAGCACCUUGUAAUUACGUGCUGUGUGUAAUUUUUAUGUGUUGACAGUCGCUGUGGGACGAUUUGUCUUGUAGAGACUUACGUCUGAUGGCCUUUCACUGGUGUUGUUAAGGGGCUGGUUUGUAACUUCGCCAAUAAUCCAGAAAGAAAAUCUUUGCUGUGAAAUUUGGAUGUACCGGUAACUUUUUGCCAGGCUCAAGGACUUUGAGUCAUAUUCUGUUAAAACUGCAUAGCUGUAAAAAAUCCAACAUGCUGUUUCUGUGAGAGCAGUCACUUCUAGUUUCUAUUCAUAUGCACCUCUCCCUUUACCCUGGCCCUGUUUCUACUUACAAGUUUUCAAUGUUGGAAACAGAUUCUGUGCACUGUUGAGUUGUGGAGGGAUGUGCAGUGUGUGUCACACAUAGCUGUGACGCCUAAAUAAGUAGUAUUGAACACUACUCAGGCUAGACACGAAGGAUUGAGAAUCGGUCUUCCUUUAACAUGCGUCUUGCCUAGUGACCACACUUGUCCGAGAAACCAGCUGAAGGGCUGAAUACUGCAUGAACAGUGCUUAGGCAUUUCCCUUCCAAGUAUGGCAGUCGUUGCAUGUGGUUCUACCUUCCUCAACUGUCGUGUCGAUGGUGUUAUCAUCCCCAUCUCCAUACUUCCUUGCCAUCCGAUGCCUUGUAGGAGGAGGAAAGCUCUUCCCGCGUCUUUGUUGGCUGUGAUUUCUUGUGUGCCCUCGCCUUAAGCCCUCGCGAAAGCAGGAGGUGACGAGGCAAGUAAAGUAGAUUGUCGUCUGUGCUGUUGUCAUCAUGUGCUCGUUUUAAUGUUCUGCAAGAGAAACAUAGUAUUCGAGAGGGUGCCCUGCUUCCUUCGUAUUUGUGCACUGUUGUGACAAGUGGCAGUAUGCUUCGGGCCUCUGCUUUGCAUCGAAUGCUUUGCAGCUAACAAUCUGGCUGUAAUCAUGGCUGGUGUGUCGGGUUAGCUUUCAGGUUCUCUAGCUUUUUUUUAAUGCUGCGCUUCUCAUUUGUUGCUCUCUGGAGUGAGUAGUUGAAAUGGAUUUUGGAUCGUUUUCGAUCACGUUAUUUCAAUAUACAGUAGAACCCCUUUGAUAAUGUUUUUUCACUGAAUUGUGAGAAUAGAACAUCAUAGCUGGAAAAUGUGCCAUGUGAUCGCUAUGUCAGCACCAUCGAUGACAUUAACACCUGGAAAACAUAAUCUAGAAGUGCAUUUGUGGGGUUUUACUGUAUAGAUUGUCUAUGCUUUGUCUAACUGUUGAGACUGUCAUUGCUGAAAAGGGAAAAACUUUUGUGGUUCGUGGUUCCUUUGUAGUUCUUUAUCGCCAGAAAGCAAAAGAGGACUGCAGACAGAAACACAGGGUACUUCCGACUUGGCAAAAUAUUUAUCUUUGCUUACAUGAAUGCAAGUGUGAUAUCACGCACCACUAAAAAUGUUUUUAGAGGCUUGUGCAUAGAGUUUCUCACUAUAGCAUUGCCUAGAGGGAAAUCUGGUGCCACCAUUUAUAGGAAUUUUCGAACGAGCGCUGUGCCAUCAUUGGAAUGACGGUAUAUGGGUGUGCAUGGCUUGUGUUGGCUGCUGUUGUAUAAGGCUUUGUCUAAAAUCUGGAUAGGGCUACACAGAUCAUGCUUUCUUAAAAUAAAAUCAUCAUAUUUAACGUUCUCAUUCACCCAUAUUACAUUUUUCAAUAAAGCUUAUUCACCCACAAUGCAUAAUCAAGCGAAGGAAAGAAAGAACAGACGACAAACUGUUCCAAAGCGAGCGCAAAUCUUGUCAACUGUCCUCCAACAUUAUCGGCCAGCUGAUACUUUUUACGUUUCAUGCAAUUGUACAUCCAAUCAAAAGGCUUGCAAAACAUAUUUUUGUGUAAUAAUAAAGCUAAAACAGCUCUUUACGUGCUGUUUUAGUAGGAAAUGAAUCAUUGUGACAGACGGAACAGUGCUAGCCAGGCGCGUUUCAAGGUGUCCUGUCUGUCCAAGAAUGAUGCCAAUCCGAAGUCACCUAUACCGGCAUUCCCAGACAUACAACAGCGCAGCAGCGCCAGAUUUCCCUCUAGGUAAUACUUAUAGGGAGAAACUCUAUGGGCUUGUGACAUUAUUCUUAUUUGUAAGACAAUCAAGGGCAAUUAUUUUAAGUUCCUUGCUGAAUAAACCAGUGGGAAGCAGCACUUGCACUCGUAUUUCAGUCCGCAGUCCUUGUUUUUUUUUCAUGGCACUAUAAAACCACAAAUGGAUGAAUACCAGCUAUCCAAAACCUUCAUGUUACGCAAAUUUUUAUUGAAGUAAGAAAAAGAAAUGAAGUGGUCAUUUUUUGGUGUCAAUAAUGUAGCAACGAAGGAGUGAAAAAAUUGUCUUGCAUGUUUUGUUAUGGGCAGGUUGCAAGAUUACCAUUGUGGUUGAGAAUAAAGAACUCGUGAGAGACCCGACUCACAAAUGCAAAGUGCCCCGAGCCGUCCCAUGAUUGCUCUUGUUAAAAGCUUAGUGCCACUUCUCCCAGACCUAUAUGCCCUCCAUGGAGACAAUCUUUACUCUUGACCAAAAUUGACUACGGAUUAAAAAAAAAGAAGAGGAAUGAAAACACAUACACCUUGCAUUUUGGAUUUUUCUAAUGCUUGCCCAUUGUGCAGUCCUUGCUGAGUGCAUCACGUAUAUAGUGGACGACCAUUGCUUGGCUUCGUGUUAGUGCUCUUAGAACCUUGACCACUUACAUGUUUUGCCCAUUAUACUCGCUGAGUACCCCCCAAAAAAGCGAAUUGAGAAUAUUUAUUGACUGUGGAAGGUACACAGGGCCCUUAGAUACUCGUGAAAAAAAAAAAAAAUGGUUUAGUGGCCCGCCAAAUUCAUUUGUGAAUAUUGUCCAUGUAGAGCGGUGAGCCCUGUAGGUUGUUUAGGGAUGCUCGUCGAAAAAUUGAGUUUCAUUCCUUUACCGAGAGUUACUUUUCUGGCCCUGCACUGUCGCUGAUGGUGUGCAUUUGUGACCUAUUCCAGACAAAAUUCAGACAAGGUGUUAUAACAAAAUGCACCGUGAGAUGCCACCUCUAUGCAAUGGUCGAGUGCAAACAACCCAGCGAUUUAGCUGCAAAGACCAUUCAUGGGUGGCUUCCUAAAUUAUUCAACAUUCGGCAGUAAGUGCCAAGACAGUACCUUGGGAAGAUAUUGUGAGUGCUUUGGCUGGACAGUGGUUGGCACAGUUUCCAUGUACACAUGUCAGGGUUUGUAUGGCUUCCUGUGCACCUUCCUGUUGAGGCUCUUUUGCGAAGCGGAGACGUUCAACGAAUGGCCCAAUGUUUAUGUCGGUCACAAGCACAUUUAAGGAAGUGCAGCCUCGCGUUACCCGGUCUGGUGUAUCUACAACUCAACAGCGUUCAUUGUGCCGUCGUGUCUGUGCAUCUAGUUUUGUGCAUGAGCAUCUGUCAGCAGGGGACGAGCUCUGUGCGAUUAAAGUUGCAUGUUGGCCCAUGGGUAGCUGUGGGCUGCUUUGUCGGAUGCUAGGUGUCUUGACUUGGAGAGAUUCAGAUACUACAUUCUUUUAAUGUGUAUUCUAUGCUGUUGAUGGUGGUUUCUGCCAACUUGCUAGGUUAGUGCAAUUGUGAGGACUGCAUUGUCUUGUUCCAACAUGUCUUUGCGUUUGCCCUGUGAGUCGCUGCAUCUCUGCCUCCCCGGUAAAGACCAAAGCUCUGUGCUUUUUCUCUUAUUGCGGUGAGCACACAUUUAAUCUUCUAGCGUACCACUGGUUUCACUGUUGUUCACCUGUUAAUCUUGCGCAUUUAAUAUCAUGCACUCUUGUAGUGGCUGUACCUUUCUUAAAAAUGCAGAAUCGGCCAUGCUGUGAAGCUUCACAUAGGCAGAGCGCUGUGUCAAUAGGAUGCGAAGGUAUUUCAUCGAAAUCCAGAUAUAUUUGUUUCCUGACCGAUGGGAACUUUUUAGGCAGUGUUGGUGUCAUUUAUUUUCCUUUUUUCUUGAAUGAAAUUGCUUCUCUUUCUGUGAUGUGAAUGUUGGAGAAGCACAGGAGUAGACGCUGUGAGCACAGUGGAAGUUGUGAUGUGUUCUCUCAUGUGCCCUGGAUCGUUGUGCGCUUGCAAUUUGCUGUUGUUGCUAGGUGUUUCGCUUUGCAAAAGAAUGAACAGUGCAGUUCUUCAGAAGGGAUUAUUUCUUAUGCUAUACCCAAGCAAUGGUAGUGUGUACCAUUUGUUAAUGGAUUUUCGUUAGCUGUUCAUGGUAAUGUGCCGUUUUGUGUGAUUUUGUGUGAUUUUGUGUGUGACAUCUUUGGAUAUGCCUUCUUGCAUAGUACUAGCAUGCCAAGUGGGCUUUUCCACAAAGCCCUAUGCAUGUAUGUAUUUAUAAUUUUUUAAAUGACUGUUGUGUUCUUGAAUUUUUCAUGACAACACCAUGCUUAUUGCACUUCAGCAUUUCUAUCAAAUGGCGCUCGCCAGCGCUGUGCCAAGGGGCUUGCUCAUUGCUUUGUGUUCAUUAAGCGCAGCAAUAACGUAGGAAUUAUGUUUCAAGACUUAGCAUUCUAGCUACAUUCUAGUUACCAUUGAAGCUGCAGCAACACAGCAGUCUUCAAUGUACCCAGCCAUAUGUAGUUAUAUGUUUUUUGUGGAGAAUGCAGUAAGACUACUGAAAGAAAAAUUUGCCUACACUUGAGAAGUAAAAGGCGAGGUUAAAAACCAUCUUAUUGUAAUAGCAUAAGGAAACAACUCAGACAAGGAUGAACACAGAGGAAUGAAACCGAAUGAGCGAGCACCUGUGCUAGGUUGUUCCUCUGUGUUUGUUUUUACCUGAUUCGUUCCUUAAUGCUAGUGCAUUAAGAUGGGAGUUCAUCAACAAGCCCAAUUUCAAGCAUUGUUAAAGGCUAAGAAGCAAAAUUCAAGAAAUGCUUGCACGCUGAAAUCUUAAUCCAUUUGCAGUGGCGUAAAGCUUGUUUGGUUUGCGUCAUACUACAGCAUUUCUCUUGCAGUUUGCUCAUUUCCAGCCAGCUUGCUGCUUUAGUAUGCGAGGCAUUGAAUAUUCUUAUUUCCAUAAAAGUAGGGGUUUCAUGAAAGCACACGUAUGCCACGUUGCAUUGACUAUACAGUGGAGGUUGUGGUUUUUGAAAUGAGCACCCCUGCUCGCACUUUGGAAAUGUUUCGGGCAGUGUGUGCGAAUAUUCAGUGUAUUACAAUUCCUUGCAAGCUCAAUGUUGAUGAGGAGGUGUGAAGAAAAGCGGUGCCUUUGACAACAUUGCCGUGAAGGUGGUUUUUGGUGCAUCGCUUUCGAUUCAUGGGAUGCUCACAAAAGUGGUCUGUUGAUGUUGAUGUGCGUGGGGCAGUAACUGGGUAGAAAAAGCCGCUGAAAGCUGCUGCUAAUUGACAGGGCUGGAUUCUUCUCGGAGUGCGCAGGGAUGUUCAUUAAGGGUCCCCUGGCGACAGUGCUCAGUUUUAUGAAUUCCGGUGAAUGGUGAAUUAGCUACAGCUAGGCAGUGCAUCACAGACCUUGGGAUGUGGCUUGUGCACAUCCGGUGCUGUUAUGCAAUAUGCAUGCCAUAUGAUGUGGCCAAACAUAAGGAGACAGCACUUUCGUGUAUAUGCAUGGUAUUUCAAACGUUUGAAAUAACAUGAAGUGGUGAAAAGAAAAACUGAGGGAUAGAAAAACUGUGCACACCAAAACUUGCUGGUGUGAGGUACCUAUUGCAUACUUUAGUGUGCCAGGGUGGCACCACUCCCUGGUGGUAUUGCUAAAAAUGUAAAACUGCCGGCUCCCGUUUCUGUGGCUACAGAUGCAUUUUGUUAAUGUGAGCCACCAAACAAAUUGCUGCUAUCAUAAAGGCUGCUUUCAGUGGCUUAUCAAGAAAGUGUUGGUGCUUAAGACAUGGUAUGAGCAUACAAAGGUUUGAAGCUGGCACCUUCAGCAGGUUUCGUUAUAAAAUGUGAACUUGAUGUGGAGUCCAGCCGCUUGCAUGAUUGGUCGGCAGCACACUUGUGCACAAGCAGUUUGUGGUGGCGAAGAUCCUGACCUCCGGAAUCAUCUGUGUACGGAAAAUGCGCGUGAAUGUAUAUAAAUGGACAUGGUGGAUGGUACGCAGUCUCUUGAUGGCAUCCACGUUGCUUUUUAAGCAAACGACAACAUAUAAAUAGUUGUGUUUUCCCUGUAUGCCGCUCCGCAAGAGUCUUUCCGUGUCUUGUGCUGUGAAGAGAUUUUGCAAUCAUUUAUAUAUAGACGCGACAGAUUUGUAGGCUUCUAUGGAAUAAAGUCAACGUGUAUACAUUA
Molecule: messenger RNA, 14877 nt
Organism: Dermacentor silvarum
Lineage: Eukaryota; Metazoa; Arthropoda; Arachnida; Ixodida; Ixodidae
Product: phosphatidylinositol 3-kinase regulatory subunit beta
Exons: 5
Coding region: 226-2235 (669 amino acids)
Biological process (GO): intracellular signal transduction; phosphatidylinositol phosphate biosynthetic process
Cellular component (GO): phosphatidylinositol 3-kinase complex
Molecular function (GO): 1-phosphatidylinositol-3-kinase regulator activity
Source: RefSeq, a predicted model, not a curated record